UUAGAAUUUACGAUCUGGUCCUUCUCCAAUUACAAAUUGUAAUUCCGGCCCGUAUUGGAUUGACAUCUUCAAUUCUCUCCCAAUCUUCACUGACUUCUGUGAUUCAGUUUCCAGUUAUCAUUUAUAUUCUUCUAAACUGAUUGAUUUCCCGUACUGUAAAUCUUUGCGAUGACUUUAAUUUCCUCAGAAAUUUGUUACAUUAUCUGUGAAAUGACAUGAGUUUCCUCAAAGGCAUCAUUGACUCUCUAGGCUCAAUUUUCUCUCCCGAUAAUUCGCCCUAUGAGUCUGGACAAAACCCUAGCUCUUCCACAAUGGACGAUGGAGCAGGAACUUUAGUCACAAACGAAAGAACAGCAUAUAAGCUUAAAGGAUAUUUCGAAUUAGCUAAAGCAGAGAUUGAUAAAGCGGUCAGGGCUGAAGAAUGGGGUUUGGUUGACGAUGCUGUUAUUCAUUACAACAACGCCCAACGAAUUUUAAAUGAAGCCAUUUCGACUCCUGUGCCUUCUUAUAUCAGCUCUAGUGAACUAGAGAAGGUGAAAUCUUAUCGGCAAAAGAUAUCAAAAUGGCAGGGUCAAGUGUCCGAGAGAUUACAAACUUUGGGUCGGCGGACAGGUGGCACAUCAAUGAACAAGAGCACCUUACCUCGUGCACAAACUGCUGCAGUUUCAUCAACAUCAAAUAACAGAAAAAAGGUGUCACAAAAUCCUCAGCAUUUGAAUAAAAACAAUCCAUUAGCGAGGAAUCAGACUGAUAAAGUUGUAAGCUCUAAACCUGUGCAAGAAUCUGGUGGUGGAUAUGAAUCAAAAUUGGUUGAAAUGAUAAAUACAGCAAUAGUGGAUAGAAGUCCUUCUGUGAAGUGGGAAGAUGUUGCUGGCCUUGAGAAAGCUAAGCAAGCUUUAAUGGAAAUGGUCAUUUUGCCAACCAAAAGAAGAGAUUUGUUCACUGGCCUUCGGAAGCCGGCAAGAGGUUUGCUUCUCUUUGGUCCACCUGGUAAUGGGAAGACCAUGCUUGCCAAAGCAGUGGCAUCAGAGUCACAGGCAACGUUUUUCAAUGUUUCUGCAUCUUCACUAACUUCGAAAUGGGUGGGAGAGGCUGAGAAGCUCGUCCGGACACUCUUCAUGGUUGCCAUAUCCAGACAGCCAUCUGUAAUUUUCAUCGAUGAAAUAGAUAGCAUAAUGUCAACAAGGUUAGCUAAUGAGAAUGAUGCGAGCAGAAGGUUGAAGUCUGAGUUUCUGAUACAGUUUGAUGGAGUUACAUCUAAUUCUAAUGAUUUAGUGAUUGUCAUGGGUAAGCUUCAUAUCUUUAUUGAUUAAGCUUCAUCUUGAUUUUCUUGGCUACUGGGAU
Messenger RNA from Pistacia vera, 1344 nucleotides. Its product is annotated as spastin-like. The coding region runs from base 216 to 1313 and encodes 365 amino acids. The record is from RefSeq and is a predicted model, not a curated record. The transcript is spliced from 9 exons. Gene Ontology annotation, molecular function: ATP binding; ATP hydrolysis activity. NCBI's taxonomy places the organism in Eukaryota, Viridiplantae, Streptophyta, Magnoliopsida, Sapindales, Anacardiaceae. Gene Ontology annotation, cellular component: microtubule cytoskeleton.